Messenger RNA from Sorex araneus (European shrew), 1428 nucleotides. Its product is annotated as tripartite motif-containing protein 60-like. Lineage: Eukaryota; Metazoa; Chordata; Mammalia; Eulipotyphla; Soricidae. Gene Ontology annotation, molecular function: zinc ion binding; protein binding. Bases 1 to 1428 code for a protein of 475 amino acids. The record is from RefSeq and is a predicted model, not a curated record. The transcript has a single exon.
AUGGUCUCUGUGUCAGCGGAGAUGGAAACAGCCCUGGAAGAUCUCCAAGCAGAAGCUAGCUGUUUCCUCUGUAACGACUACUUGAAGAACCCAGUGACCAUUACUUGUGGCCACAACUUCUGUUUCUCUUGCAUCAAUAAGUUCUGGGAGGAUCUAAAGGGUAUCUUUCCCUGCCCUAUUUGUCGAAUUUGCCUUCGAAGAAAGAAAUUCAGGAGGAACAUCCAACUGGGUAAUUUGGCUGAAGCUGCUAAACUGCUCCAGAAAAGAAAAAGCAAGAGGAGGAAGCAGAAAGAAAAGGUUGUUUGUCAAAAGCACAAUCUGGUGCUUGCCUUUUUCUGUGAGCAAGACCUGGAGGUUUUAUGCUCACAGUGCAGUUUCUCCUCGGAUCACAAGAAACAUCGCAUUUGGCCUGUCGAGAGGGCCGCUCCCUAUUUUAAGAAAAGAUUGGAACGUUGUGCCGAGUCGUGGAAGAAGAAAGUGAGACAACUAGAAAAAGUCAGGAUUAUACAAAACAGAAAAGCUUUGGAGUUGAAAAAACAGGUAGAACACGCAAGAGGCGAGAUACAGUCUGAAUGUGAGCGACUUAAAUUCUACCUCCAAACCGAGCGAGAAACUAUUCUUCAGCAGUUGGAAGAGGAGGAGAUGGCCAUCGAAACCAAACUGCGUGAAAACCGAACACAAUGUUCCGAAUAUGCCUCCUCAUUAAAUCGUCUGUUAAAGGACAUAAAGAGUCAAUCAGCGCUGGCAUUACUGACAAACGUUAACGGGAUCUACCAUGCCUAUAAAACCUUAAAGUCCCCUGAGCUUUUUUCAUUUCAGUUAAAGGAAUAUAGUUACCAUUUCCCACCACAAUAUUCUGGCCUAGACAGAAUUAUCAAGCGAUUUGAAGUAGAUGUAGUUCUAGAUCCAGAAACAGCACAUCAUGAUCUUACUGUCUCAGAAGAUAGGAAAACUGUGCGAUAUGGAAGAACACAGCAAAAUUCAACUCAUAACCCACGGAAAUUCUAUCUCUUCCCAGCUGUUCUGGGUUCCAAGGGUUAUAAUGCUGGCAGGCACUACUGGCAGGUGGAAGUGAAGGACAAAGUUGGAUGGAUCGUGGGUGUCUGUAAAGAGACUUUUCUCGGAAGGAACAAUGCACCGAAUCAAGGUUUUUCAGCACAAGAUGGACUAUGGGGUAUUGGACGCUGGGAUAUGGGUGAUUAUAUUGCGUUAGGGCCUCAAAGAAUUGACCUCCUGCCAGUCGUCAUGCCUAUGAAGAUUGGCGUUUUUUUAGACUGUGAUUUGGGUGAAGUUUCCUUUUAUAAUUUGAGUGACAAAUCUCAUCUGUAUACCUUUAAAGUUUGUUUUGUGGAUGCACUUUGGCCUUAUUUCUAUGCUGGAACUGACCCCAAACCCCUGAUGAUAUGUCCAGUAAGCGACUCUGAAUAA